Molecule: messenger RNA, 558 nt
Organism: Neurospora tetrasperma FGSC 2508
Lineage: Eukaryota; Fungi; Ascomycota; Sordariomycetes; Sordariales; Sordariaceae
Exons: 3
Coding region: 84-332 (82 amino acids)
Biological process (GO): mitochondrial electron transport, cytochrome c to oxygen
Source: RefSeq, a predicted model, not a curated record
CCACACUCCAAGUGCUUUCCCACCUCGACUCUCCUUGACAUCAGCUUCUCACCGAGCAAGGAAUCGCCAAAUUUCCACUCAAGAUGUUCUCCCGUGUUGCCCUCCGCGCGGCUCCCCGCCAACAGCCCUUCAGCCUCGUUGCUCGCCGCACCUUCCAGACCACCCGCGCCCAGCUCUCGUCGCCCUACCACUACCCCGAGGGUCCCCGCUCCAACCUUCCCUUCAACCCCAAGACCCGCUUCUUCUGGUUCCGUUACCUGAUGUACUGCGUCGUCGGCUUCGGCUCCCCUGUUGCCAUUGCCGUCUGGCAGACCUACCGCCCCCGCUCUUAAACGGCUCGCUACUAGCUGUUAUGCGGGUGCCGAUAUGAUUGGGAAGUUUGAGCGGGCGAUGAGGUUGAUGCGUGCGUAAUAAGGGGGACAAUGCCGAGAGGGGGGAAACGCAAAGAAUUGACCGGCACGAAUAUAGUCGCAGGUAGUCCGGACUGUCCGGGCGCUCUUCUGUAUAUGAUACGACACGGAUAGAAACCACCAUCAUCAUCAUCAUCAUCAUCAUCGA